This is a messenger RNA of Propithecus coquereli (Coquerel's sifaka), 1405 nucleotides long. RefSeq names its product membrane-associated ring finger (C3HC4) 2, E3 ubiquitin protein ligase (gene MARCHF2). Gene Ontology annotation, biological process: protein ubiquitination. The record is from RefSeq and is a predicted model, not a curated record. NCBI's taxonomy places the organism in Eukaryota, Metazoa, Chordata, Mammalia, Primates, Indriidae. The transcript is spliced from 5 exons. Gene Ontology annotation, molecular function: ubiquitin-protein transferase activity; zinc ion binding. Bases 202 to 942 code for a protein of 246 amino acids.
UCCGCGGCGCUGUCGGUUCGGCGGGCGGUGCCCGGACGCAGGUGCCGGCUGAAGCGGAGCUAGCAGAGCUGACGGGCCGGGCCGGGCCGGGACCCGGGCCGGGGCGAACCGAGGGGCCUGCGCGGCCGCCCGGCCCGGCCGCGGAUCAGGCUCCUGGAACCAUGGGCCUUGGGCCCUGAUGACACGAGGUUCCCUGUGGCCAUGACGACGGGUGACUGCUGCCACCUGCCUGGCUCCCUGUGCGACUGCUCUGGCAGCCCCGCCUUCUCCAAGGUCGUGGAGGCCACGGGCCUCGGGCCACCCCAGUAUGUGGCACAGGUGACUUCGAGGGAUGGCCGGCUCCUCUCCACCGUCAUCCGGGCCUUGGACACGCCGAGUGAUGGUCCCUUCUGCCGGAUCUGCCAUGAGGGAGCAAACGGGGAGAGUUUGCUGUCUCCAUGUGGCUGUACCGGCACGCUGGGAGCCGUGCACAAGAGCUGUCUGGAGAGAUGGCUGUCCUCGUCCAACACCAGCUACUGUGAGCUGUGCCACACGGAGUUUGCGGUGGAGAAGCGGCCGCGGCCCCUCACAGAGUGGCUGAAGGACCCAGGGCCCAGGACGGAGAAGCGGACGCUGUGCUGCGACAUGGUGUGCUUCCUGUUCAUCACACCGCUGGCCGCCAUCUCGGGCUGGCUGUGCCUGCGCGGGGCCCAGGAUCACCUGCGGCUGCACAGCCGGCUCGAGGCCGUGGGGCUCAUUGCUCUCACCAUCGCCCUCUUCACCAUCUACGUCCUCUGGACGCUGGUUUCCUUCCGCUACCACUGCCAGCUGUACUCGGAGUGGAGAAAGACCAACCAGAAGGUGCGCUUGAAGAUCCGGGACGUGGAUGCUUCUGAGGGCCCCCAGCACUCCCCACUGGCAGCUGGACUCCUGAAGAAGGUGGCAGAGGAGACGCCCGUGUGAAGAGAGGCUGGUGGGGCCCUGCGGCAGAGAGGCCAGAGGUAGCUGGCGAUGCCCUGGCAUUUGGAAGGACGGAAACUGCCCGACCCUUCCUGCACGGCCAGAGCGCUUCUUAGGCCAAGAGACACCACAUGGAACCUGUUCUGUGAUUCUGUGUGUGAAUCUAUUUUCAGGUUUUUUGCACACUGUUGUACACGACAAGGACAGAUGGACAGGGUGGUCCUGGGCUGCUUUGGAUGGAACAGGCGCUCUGAUCUCAUUCUGAGGUCCAUUUGGCACCUUGUGGGCCAGCAACUGUGGCCAGUGUGUCCAGGGCACCCUUUGGGCUGGAAGGUUCCAGCAAGCUUCUUGCGCUUCUCCGCACCUGGCAGGCUCGCUUUCCUGGCACCCUCGACUUUAUAUAAAGUUGCACUGUGUUUCAAAAACCCACCCCUGAUUGAAUAAAAGGAGCCCUUGCUGGACAAAA